Messenger RNA from Talaromyces marneffei, 2001 nucleotides. RefSeq lists its product as uncharacterized. The transcript is spliced from 3 exons. The record is from RefSeq and is a predicted model, not a curated record. The coding region runs from base 1 to 2001 and encodes 666 amino acids. NCBI's taxonomy places the organism in Eukaryota, Fungi, Ascomycota, Eurotiomycetes, Eurotiales, Trichocomaceae.
AUGCCUACAAAACUGCGCACCGCCGUUCGCAAGAGCUUAUUUCCUCUUGCAGGGAAGCAUAGCGGUAGCAAUGUAGGCAUCGCAACAGAAGGAACGGUAUUCUAUUGCCCUUCAUGCUCAGCAUGGCGAAGACGAAUGCUGUCAACAGCCGCUACAGCCAAUAAUUACCGAACGCGCAACGGAGCAAUUCGGCAUGACUUUCACAACAACAACAACAACAACAACAAUAAUAGCGUCAACACGACGACAACGGUACGCCGAUAUCUAAGUUCGUCGGCGGCGAGGUCGAAUGGUGCAGCUGGCAUUGCCCACAUCGACGUCAACCUCAACAAGAACGUGCCCGCGCGCUAUCGAGAAUUACACGCCGCGCUCAAGGAAUUGGAGGAUGUCGCUGCGGAUCACAUCAGUUUGAGUCGAUUGCAACUUGCGCAGCGAGGAUUGGAGUCGGAGGAGCAUGUUGUUCGUGUUGCCGUGCUCGGUGUCAACGAUGCGCGUUCUACACGUCGACUUGUUAGGUUACUUUUGGCGGAUCCGUUGAGCGAGGAACAGUCGUGGGAGGAAUUGAUAGAUUCUUAUGGAAUUGAAGGGUCGAAUGGGCUGUUGAUUCGAUACGGCGAAGAAUCCAGAAUCGUGGAAAACAGUCUCUGUCCUACGAUAUCCGUAAACUCUCCUUUGUUGAAACAAGGCAAAAUCGAGUUGUUUGUGAGCACACUCGGAUCGGGACCAGAGCCGGAUAACGGGCCUGUCACUGAUGAGGCGUUUUUCGUACCUACAAUCACUCUUGAGGCGACGGAAAGCGGUGCGCAUGAAGUGAUCAGAUACCCGGUACACAAAACCAUUAUAUGUGGUGUGGGUACAGAGGGCCUGGUGGCGUAUUCUGGACUGUUGGGUCGUGCUGAUUUGAAGUCCUCGGAGAAGUUGGUGCAUGGUGCUAUUGAGUUGAAUGUUGCAGAGGCCACACAAAAAGACAGCAAAGUGACAUUUGUGAAUAUGCAAGUGGCAGAGACGGCAUUGGCCAAGUUUCGCGAAUCAGUCCAAUUCGCCUCUGAAUAUGAGCGCGGCUGGACUGCAGGCGGUGUUCAGGCAGUAGUAGACUGGCUACCUACAACUUCUAGGGCUGGACUGAGUACGGACCUGCGGACCAUCAUUCAGUCAUUGCUGGACACAGCCGAAGAAGGUGUUGUCGCGGAUGAAGCCACUCGAAGCAGGGAAUUCGAAUUGACAGACACAUCCGCCGCGACUCGGCAAAGUCUGGACCAGUCAGUCUCUAUAUGGGCUGAGCGAGCUCAUACCGAGCUUCGCAAUUCUUUGGAUGAAGGCUUCGCCAGUCGAAGAUGGAAUGGACUAUCGUGGUGGAAGCUCUUUUGGCGUGUCGAUGAUGUGGGAUCAGUCAUGUCGGAGGUCCUACAGACUAGGUUUUUGCUUCGGUCGGAGAAGGAGAUGAUUUGGACGGCUGGACGGGUUAAACAGACUGGCCUGUUGGAUGGAGCGCCCAACUCUCCGGAUCUGACUGAAGUAUCAUCAGUCAAGGAUACAGAGCAGACUGAGGCUGGGUCUACUCAAACUGAAAAUGAGACACCUCCCUGGCCAUUACAAAUCGCUACCAGUCGUCUGAACAUGCUCCGAACGACAAUCCCAUCCAUGCAAGCACUCUCACAGGGUCUUGUGCUUUUCAGCGCCUCAACUACAGGGUUAACGUCAGCCCUGUCAGCCUUAUUGUACACUUCUUCAUCAACCGGACUGUACGAAGCCUGCUCCAUUGCCGCUGUGGGAUUGAUGUACUCCUUGCGCCGGCAACAAGUCAAAUGGGAAACAGCGCGGUCAUCAUGGCAAGCCGAAGUUCGUGAAAAGGGGCGUACUGCGUUGAUUGAGACGGAGCAAGUGUUGCGACGACUGAUUCGGGAUGGGCCUUCUUUACGAAGGGACGAAAGUGCUGAAGAGCGAGCGAAGAUGGUUAUUGCUCGAGCGAGAAAGGCACUUGAGGACGUCCGAGGAAAAUAA